GAAAAUUUAAAAUUUUAGUUGAUAAGCGCUUUAAGAUUUCUCUUCCAAGUGUUAUAUUUGUGUUAUAUUAUUGUUUAUAGUCUAUAACGUAAAAUCUUAAUUUCAACACAUCCGCGAUUAGAUUGGUACGUAAGAUCAGAAUCGAUAGAAAAGCGGUACAUUCAUGACUUGAGGUCAACUGUAGGACGGGAGUAUCAUUCUACUUCGAACAUUUCAAGAGGAUUGUCACGCAUAACGCUAGACCUUUAAUCUCAAACUACAGCACUUCUGGUUUUUCUGCAAAAAUGCCAAUUAAAAGCAUCAAGGCACGUCAAAUUUUUGACUCCCGUGGUAACCCUACUGUAGAGGUUGAUCUUGUCACAGAUAAUGGACUUUUUAGAGCUGAAGUACCAUCGGGUGCUUCAACUGGUGUUCAUGAAGCUUUAGAACUUCGCGAUAAUGAUAAAUCUAAAUAUCAUGGAAAAUCAGUCUUCAAAGCUGUAGAAAAUAUUAACAAUACCAUCACACCUGAAUUAUUAAAGUCAAACUUGGAAGUGACACAACAAACUGAUAUUGAUAACCUUCUUCUAAAACUUGAUGGUACACCAAACAAAUCAAAACUUGGUGCAAAUGCACUUUUAGGUGUCUCAUUAGCAGUUUGUAAAGCAGGAGCUGCUAAAAAGGGAGUUCCUUUGUACAAAUAUAUUGCAGAAUUGGCAGGAAAUGCCAAUAUUAUUUUACCAGUACCAGCUUUUAAUGUUAUUAAUGGUGGUUCACAUGCUGGAAACAAAUUAGCCAUGCAGGAGUUCAUGAUUUUACCUACAGGUGCUGCUAAUUUCACAGAAGCAAUGAAAAUGGGUACCGAAGUUUACCAUCAUUUGAAAGCUGGCAUUAAGAAGAAGUUUGGUCUUGAUGCUACUGCUGUUGGAGAUGAAGGUGGUUUUGCUCCAAAUAUUUUAGAAAACAAAGAAGCUUUGAAUUUAAUCCUAGAUGCCAUCAAAGUUGCUGGAUAUGCAGGAAAAAUUAAAAUUGGUAUGGAUGUUGCCGCGUCUGAAUUCCAUAAAAAUGGAAAAUACGAUUUAGACUUUAAGAACGAGAAGUCCGAUCCAAACACAUAUUUGGAACCACAAGCUUUGAAGAACUUAUAUUUAGAUUUCGUUAAAGAAUUCCCAAUUGUAUCAAUUGAAGAUCCAUUUGACCAAGAUGACUGGGCUUCUUGGACUUCUAUAACAUCUUCCACCCCAAUUCAAAUCGUAGGUGAUGAUCUUACGGUUACAAAUCCCGAAAGAAUUAAAACAGCUAUCGAGAAAAAGGCUUGCAACUGUCUGUUAUUGAAAGUUAAUCAAAUAGGUACUGUCACAGAAUCAAUUAAUGCUCACAAGCUUGCUAAGAGCGCUGGUUGGGGCACAAUGGUAUCUCACCGUUCCGGAGAAACAGAAGAUACGUUUAUAGCUGAUUUAGUUGUUGGUCUAUCGACUGGUCAAAUUAAGACGGGCGCACCUUGCCGUUCAGAACGUUUGGCCAAGUACAAUCAAAUUCUUCGCAUUGAAGAAGAAUUGGGUGCAGCUGCCAAAUAUGCAGGCGACAAAUUCCGUAAUCCUCAUGCUUAAGGUGUCCUAUCAGUUCUUUUUACACGGGGCUCUAGUUAUAUUUACUACAAAGUAAAUCGAACUUACACUUUCCUAACUGUUGAAACUGUGUUGAUAAAAUAGAGCUGAAAGAUAUUACUGUUAGCGUAGCAUAUUAAGAUGAAGAAGUUUUUAAAUUAUAGAAAUAGAUUCAAAUGUGAAUUAUAAAGUAUAAGGGCCCUGUAAAGUAAAAUAUCACCAAACAAUACACAUGUUCAUUUUAAUAAUCAUUGUUUACUGACCUCAUAUUAAACAGGCACAAUACAGCCAAUGUAUUAAUAUACUUAAGAAAAUACCAUUAUUGGAAUGUAUAAAUAUAUCAAAAUAUUUAUUUUAUUUUAUUUCCUUUUUUGAAUGUAUUAGGAAUAUUUGAAUUUUGUUCAACAACUAAAUUAGAGCAGGUUUCAUAAUUAACACGUUGAGCGCGGAGCCGAUUUCGCACUGCUUCCCGUUCAGGCGGCACACAGCGGCGAUCACUUCGCGAGCUGUUCGGUUAUAGAGUAUAAA
Habropoda laboriosa is the source of this 2114-nucleotide messenger RNA. It is a transcript of the gene Eno, whose product is annotated as enolase. The record is from RefSeq and is a predicted model, not a curated record. Gene Ontology annotation, cellular component: phosphopyruvate hydratase complex. Gene Ontology annotation, molecular function: phosphopyruvate hydratase activity; magnesium ion binding. NCBI's taxonomy places the organism in Eukaryota, Metazoa, Arthropoda, Insecta, Hymenoptera, Apidae. Bases 285 to 1589 code for a protein of 434 amino acids. Gene Ontology annotation, biological process: glycolytic process. The transcript is spliced from 7 exons.